AUGGACUACACAACCAACGAAGCUAAGGAAAGCUUCUGUGAUGUAUAUGAUGGGGCAUCCGUUGUGAACUUUGUCUUUUCGCUCCUCAUUACAGGAGGUAUCUUCGUGUCUUACUUGCCACAAUACUACAGAAUCUAUAAGAAGCAAACCUCCGAGGGCCUUAGUGUGAGCUUCUUGCUCUUGGGCUCGUGUCUGUCGAUCUUUACUUUCACCAACAUUAUCAUGAUAUCGUCUAGAGCACGCUACUGUUGCCGCAUAGGCGCUUUGACCUUGUUCAACUGUCUCAACUCACAGUUGAACCUUAUCCAGAUUGGACUUCAGUGUACCUGUGCAAUCAUGAUUCUAGUGCUUGUCAUUGUGUUCACCAGAGGUUCAUUGAAACAGGACCGUGACGAGUUCAAGAGAAUCAUUCACGUUGGAAGGCUUGUGCUCUUGCAUGGAAUUGCACUGGUGAUUCAAAUUAUCGUUGCCUUCACUACCAACAGAUCGAUUUUGCUUUAUUUGGCACAAUUGAAUGGUCUUAUGUCGACCUUACUCACCGUCAUCAAGUAUGUGCCACAGAUUGUCACGACUUACAACCUCAAGCAUCCUGGAACCUUGUCAAUUGGUAUGAUGUGCAUUCAAACUCCUGGUGGUUUUAUCUUUACUGCCACAUUGUUCUUUACCAAGGGUUCCCACUGGAGCUCUUGGGUGUCGUACUUAGUAGCAGCUUUGUUGCAGGGAACAUUGUUGUUGCUUUGUAUCUACUAUGAGUACGUUGAUAAGUCGUCUAGCGAAGAGGAGCAAAGAGCUGUCGAGAGAAUCAUUGAGGAGAACAGAGAACAGCCGGAAGAAACAACGCCCUUGGUGUAA
Messenger RNA from Candidozyma duobushaemuli, 852 nucleotides. RefSeq lists its product as uncharacterized. The transcript has a single exon. The record is from RefSeq and is a predicted model, not a curated record. Lineage: Eukaryota; Fungi; Ascomycota; Pichiomycetes; Serinales; Metschnikowiaceae. Bases 1 to 852 code for a protein of 283 amino acids.